Molecule: messenger RNA, 961 nt
Organism: Saimiri boliviensis boliviensis (Bolivian squirrel monkey)
Lineage: Eukaryota; Metazoa; Chordata; Mammalia; Primates; Cebidae
Gene: SSBP1
Product: single stranded DNA binding protein 1
Biological process (GO): positive regulation of helicase activity; mitochondrial DNA replication
Cellular component (GO): mitochondrial nucleoid
Molecular function (GO): single-stranded DNA binding
Source: RefSeq, a predicted model, not a curated record
AGGACAGCGUGGUUUCCUCCCGGUUCUCGGUUUUCAGGUGGUGGCGCCACCACCAGGAAAGGGCGUCAGUCUCUCCCGAGACUGUGUGGGGCUACCGCAGUGUGGUACCAGUGUGGCUGCGUAGCCCGGCGGUUUCUGCGCUGCCUGGUGUUUGUUAACGGAGAUGAAGGCAGUAAUUUUUCAGCAGCAGGUUUCAGAUAUAAGUCCCUUGGAGACGCAAAUAUUUAUUGAGCCCCCACUAUGCGUUAAGAACUUUUUUUAAAGAAGUUUAGAAAAUGGCAGUGAAUAAAGCAGAUACAAAUCUCUGCCCUAAGGGCGGGCUUGCAUUGUAAUGAAAUUUGAGAAGACAGUGGAUUGGAAGUGGGAUUAACUCAGAAUAAAAAUUGAACAGCCUAAAGAUUACACUGUAAGAAAAGAAAACAGAAGCCAUGUUUCGAAGACCUGUAUUACAGGUACUUCAUCAGUUUGUAAGACAUGCAUCCGACGCAGCUGCCAGUUUGGUUCUUGAAAGAUCCCUGAAUCGUGUGCAGUUACUUGGGCGAGUGGGUCAGGACCCUGUCUUGAGACAGGCAGAAGGAAAAAAUCCAGUCACAAUAUUUUCUCUAGCAACAAAUGAGAUGUGGCGAUCAGGGGAAAGUGAAGCUUACCAAAUGGGCGAUGUCAGUCAAAAGACAACGUGGCACAGAAUAUCAGUAUUCCGGCCAGGCCUCAGAGAUGUGGCAUAUCAGUAUGUGAGAAAGGGGUCUCGAAUUUAUGUGGAAGGGAAAAUAGACUAUGGUGAAUACAUGGAUAAAAAUAAUGUGAGGCGACAAGCAACAACAGUCAUAGCUGGUAAGAAGCUUGUGAUAAUAACUGUUUUUUCUUCUCCUUUUCUUUCUUAAAAGCUUAGCUACACUGUAACUAACUAGGGUUGAGAGUACCAGUUCCUGUGAGGUGAGGCAACUCACUAGAAGAUGCCCAU